AUGAGCACGUCAGACGAUAUUGAAGGACAGAAAGUGGUCACGUCCAAUAAAAGUACGGGGAAAUUACAGCAAGUUCAAACGGUAGCAAGUGCACAUGACGAAGAAGAUUUACUUCCUGUGGUUGACGAGGUACCCUUCCCACGUUUUGCUUGGUAUGGGGCAACCAGCCCUUUGCAGAAUUACAUUCAGCAUUCUUCUUCCAGCAAGAUUCCCGGCAUACUAGGCCUGCGCGAAGCGACAGCAACCAAUGUUGUGAACGCGAUGCUGGCUGCCGGUUAUCUCGCAACGAUAUCAGCAGCGGUGGUGGCCGGUAUGUGGCUGGGCCGGUAUAGAACUAUUCUGACCUCUGCUCUCAUCCAACUCUGCGGCUCUGCGAUUUUGUUUGGGACCUCCUUUCCUCGCGCCGUUCAGGCCGGUGCCGCAGAAGGUGGAUUAGCCACCGCUAUCGUGCUCAUUGCUCUGGGCUCGGGAGGCGUGCGAUCCUCCAUCGCUCCAUUAACGCAGUACACCGAAGUAACUCCCAAGGUCAAGGUGCUAAAGAACGGACAAACAGUCAUCACAGAUCGAGGGCUUACAGCCCAGUACAUUUACAAUGUGAUGGUGAACGUGGGUGGACUAUCGGCCCUGAUCACCACAAUUCUUGAGAGAUAUGUUGGAUACUGGGUCUCGUACCUGGUGCCCUUAUGCAUGAUGGCUCUGUCCAUUAUUCCAUUGCUGGCGUGGCGACAUAGGUUUGUUCGGCGCCCACCAAGUGGCUCUGUGCUGCCACAAGCCAUCAGAGAAAUGGUGUAUGGUAUUCGUGAGGGAUUCCAGAUGGACGAGGUCAAGCCAGGAAAACAACAAGAGAAGCACCACCGACAGGUGCCCUGGACCAAUAUAUUCAUUGACGAUAUUCUCUUUCCCAUUCAUUGGUUGUGCCUGAAUCAGGCCUUCAAUAACCUCAUUUCCCAGGCCGGACAGAUGGUUAAUUCCGGGGUUCCGAACGACACCAUCAAGUCACUCAACCCUAUUGCCAGCAUUAUCCCGACUCCGCUGGUCGGAUUCGGGCCCAUGGCCCGGAUUGUCAUGGGAUUCCUGUUUCUCACCCUCGCUAUGGUCUACUCCGCGGGUUCUUGUUACGAUCAUCCCCUGGCGUGUGUGGAGUCAGAUCAUGGCCAGAUUCCCAAUCAGAUCUCCAUGUUCCUGCAAACGCCAAUCUACGUUCUCGGUGCGAUUGCGGAAAUCUUCUGUUUCACCACGGGCACAGAAUAUGCCUACAAUCAAGCCCCAAAGACGAUGAAAUCGGUGGUUCAAUCGGUGUGGAUGGCCACGGCGGGAGCUGGGGCAUGUCUGGCCAUGGCGUUUACGCCCAUCACCAAGGACCCUCAUCUGGUGAUCGUGUCUUCGUCGUUGGCGGGCGUCAUGGCUGUGACAACGGUUUUGUUCAGGGUAUUCUUUGGAAGGCAAGAUCGGGAGAAGACUGUCCUUCUCUGA
Messenger RNA from Aspergillus pseudotamarii, 1473 nucleotides. RefSeq names its product oligopeptide transporter. NCBI's taxonomy places the organism in Eukaryota, Fungi, Ascomycota, Eurotiomycetes, Eurotiales, Aspergillaceae. Gene Ontology annotation, cellular component: fungal-type vacuole; plasma membrane. Gene Ontology annotation, molecular function: tripeptide transmembrane transporter activity; dipeptide transmembrane transporter activity. The coding region runs from base 1 to 1473 and encodes 490 amino acids. The transcript is spliced from 9 exons. Gene Ontology annotation, biological process: transmembrane transport. The record is from RefSeq and is a predicted model, not a curated record.